Messenger RNA from Penicillium antarcticum, 1890 nucleotides. Its product is annotated as putative alpha-amylase. Gene Ontology annotation, molecular function: alpha-amylase activity; calcium ion binding; starch binding. The coding region runs from base 1 to 1890 and encodes 629 amino acids. Lineage: Eukaryota; Fungi; Ascomycota; Eurotiomycetes; Eurotiales; Aspergillaceae. Gene Ontology annotation, biological process: carbohydrate catabolic process. The record is from RefSeq and is a predicted model, not a curated record. The transcript has 9 exons.
AUGAUGCUUGCUUCAUCAAUGUUUCUAAAUUGGAAGAAAACUGCCUUGACUGCAGCCCUGUUGCUGGGUGAGACAGUGCUGGGUCUCACCCCUGCAGAAUGGCGCAGCCAAUCCAUCUAUUUCAUGUUGACCGACCGGUUCGGUCGUAGUGACAACUCCACUACAGCCGCGUGUAAUGUCAGCGACAGGACAUACUGUGGAGGCACCUGGCAAGGAAUCAUCAACCAUCUGGAUUAUAUCCAAGGAAUGGGAUUCACUGCUAUCUGGAUUACCCCAGUUACAGAACAACUUCCCCAGGAUACUGGCGAUGGCGAAGCCUACCAUGGAUACUGGCAACAGAAUAUCUAUGAGGUUGACUCAAACUUGGGCACAGCUGCCGAUCUGUUGGCUCUGUCCGAGGCCCUGCAUGCUCGGGGCAUGUAUCUUAUGGUGGAUGUGGGCUAUGCUGGAGCUGGCAGUAGCGUUGAAUACAGCGUGUUCCAUCCUUUCUCCUCAUCAUCAUAUUUCCACUCUUACUGUCUCAUUAGUAACUAUGAUGACCAGUCAAAUGUUGAAGACUGCUGGCUAGGAGACACUAUUGUGUCCCUUCCAGACGUAGACACGACUCAAACAGCGGUGCAGACUCUCUGGUAUGACUGGAUUGGGGAUCUUGUUUCAAACUACUCCAUUGACGGAUUGCGCAUUGAUACCGUCAAGCACGUUCAGAAAUCUUUCUGGCCCGGCUACAAUGACGCUGCAGGCGUCUAUUGUGUCGGUGAAAUCUUUGAUGGUGAUCCGGCUUACACUUGUGACUACCAGAACUAUAUGGACGGUGUUUUGAACUAUCCGAUCUACUAUCAACUACUGUAUGCAUUCCAGUCCUCGAGCGGUAGUAUCAGCGAUUUGUAUGACAUGAUUAACUCUGUCAAAUCCGACUGCGCGGAUCCAACCUUGCUUGGAAAUUUCAUUGAGAACCAUGACAACCCCCGAUUUGCCAGCUAUACAAGUGAUUACUCCCAAGCGAAGAAUGUGAUCUCAUUCUUGUUCCUGUCAGAUGGCAUUCCCAUUAUCUACUCUGGCCAAGAACAGCACUACAGUGGUGGAGCCGAUCCUGCGAACCGUGAGGCGACUUGGCUCUCAGGGUAUUCAACCACCGCAGAGUUGUACAAGUACAUUGCAACCACGAACAGGAUCAGGAAGGCAGCUGUCUCUGCAGACUCCAGCUAUAUCACAACAAAGAACGUACCAUUUUACCAAGACAGCCAUACACUAGCCAUGAAGAAGGGAUCCAGUGCCUCGCCAGUGAUCACAGUGCUGUCGAACUACGGAUCAUCCGGCAGCUCCUAUACAUUGUCAUUGAGUGGAAGCGGAUAUUCAUCAGGCACCAACCUAAUGGAGAUGUACACCUGUACCUCGGUGACAGUUGAUUCCAGCGGAAACAUCGCCGUUCCAAUGGCAUCUGGUCUGCCGCGCGUGCUCAUGCUUGCAUCUUCAGCGAGCAGUAUCUGCGCCUCCAGUACUACGACAUCAACUGCCACCGUGGCAACCCAAACCACAACGUUGACUACGACUGGUACAAGCUGCACCCAGGCCACGGUUCUGCCCGUUCUAUUCAAGGAGCUUGUCACCACAACCUACGGUCAGAAUGUUUACAUCUCAGGCUCCAUCAGUCAGCUUGGUAGCUGGGACACUAGCAGUGCUAUUGCAUUGUCGGCGAGCAGUUAUAAUUCUUCCAACCCUCUUUGGCAGGUUGCUAUCACGCUACCUGUUGGAACUUCGUUCCAGUACAAGUUCCUUGAGAAGACGACUGGGUCCACUACUAUCCAGUGGGAGAGUGAUCCCAACCGGUCCUAUACAGUGCCGACUGGAUGUGUCGGCACGACUGCUACAGCUAUUGCUACAUGGCGAUAG